Sebastes umbrosus (honeycomb rockfish) is the source of this 2869-nucleotide messenger RNA. RefSeq names its product choline phosphotransferase 1 (gene chpt1). Gene Ontology annotation, biological process: phospholipid biosynthetic process. Gene Ontology annotation, molecular function: diacylglycerol cholinephosphotransferase activity. Lineage: Eukaryota; Metazoa; Chordata; Actinopteri; Perciformes; Sebastidae. The coding region runs from base 199 to 1347 and encodes 382 amino acids. The record is from RefSeq and is a predicted model, not a curated record. Gene Ontology annotation, cellular component: endoplasmic reticulum membrane; Golgi apparatus. The transcript has 8 exons.
GCAGUCAGAAACGUCCGGUGGAGUUUCGACAUCUCAUAAGGUUCCGGUUCUGUGGAAAUGGCCUCGUCUAUUCACCUAGCUACAAAUGCCAAAUGAGCUGUUAUUUGUCGGACUCGGCCGAGAGAAGAUAGCCCCUGCCUGAGGCCACCUAUCUGGAAGUUUGUUACGGUAAUUAGAGGAGUGAUUAGGCAGUAAACAAUGCAACAUUUGCCGUGGCCAGAGCCGCUGUCACCAGCACAACUGAAGCGGCUGGAGGAGCAUAAAUACAGCGCCUCUGGUCGGUCUCUGUUUGAGCCGCCGUGUCAGAUCUACUGGAACUGGCUCGUCCAGCAAAUCCCGACAUGGGUCGCACCAAACACCCUGACUAUUGUGGGACUGAUGAUCAACAUCCUCACCACGGUGGUGCUCGUGUAUUAUUGUCCCACGGCAACAGAGGAGGCUCCAGCAUGGGCCUUCAUAUUGAGCGCUCUGGGCCUGUUCAUCUACCAGUCGCUGGACGCCAUUGAUGGGAAGCAGGCCAGGAGGACAAACAGCAGCUCAGCUCUGGGGGAGCUCUUUGACCACGGCUGCGACGCUGUCUCUACAGUCUUUGUUGCUGUGGGAACAUGCAUUUCAUGUGGAAUAGGAAGAUACCCAGACUGGAUUUUCUUCUGUGGUUUUAUCGGGAUGUUCAUGUUCUUCUGCGCCCACUGGCAGACCUACGUGUCCGGGACCCUCCGCUUUGGCCUGAUUGACGUCACAGAGGUGCAGUUCGCCAUCAUUGCCAUGUACUUGAUGUCGGCCUUCGGAGGUGUGAGCCUUUGGCAAAGCACGUUGCCCGUCAUCGGACUGAAGCUGUACAUCUUCCCCAUCAUUGGCAUCAUCAGCGGCGCCCUCUACUCCUGCUACAACUACUUCCACGUCAUUUUGAAUGGAGGUGUCGGCAAAAACGGCUCAACUGUGGCUGACACCAGCGUGCUGACUCCUGGUUUCCACAUCGGCCUCAUCCUCACGCUGGCCUUCAUCAUCUUCAAGAAGUCGUCCAGCCAGCUGUUCGAGCACCACCCCUGUCUCUACGUGCUUGCCUUCGGCAUGGUCAUCUCCAAGAUCUCCAACAAGCUAGUGGUCGCACACAUGACCAAGAGUGAGUUGUACCUCCCGGACACAGCCUUCGUCGGCCCCGGCCUCCUCUUCCUCAACCAAUACUUCAACAGCUUCAUCGAUGAGCACAUAGUCCUCUGGAUCGCCAUGGUCUUCUCUCUAUGUGAUCUAGCGCGCUACUGUACGGGCGUGUGCCUCCAGAUCGCCUCCCACCUGCGCAUCCAAGUCUUCAGCAUCACGCCGCCGAGCAACGGCCACCGCGACUGACGGCAUGCCUGGCGGGAGGAGGCGGGGGGAGACAAGGACCUCUCCCCGCUCCUGAAAGCAGACGAUGACGAGGAGGGACCCUCUUCAACCCCGAGCCACUGCAGCCUUGACAAAGUGACCACUUCUGAUUAAAACUGCCUCUGCCACAGGAUGGAAAAAAACAAAAAACAACUCAACACUACAAAACCAAAAAAUAGGAAAAAAAAGUCUUGAAAAGCAUGGAUCUAUUGAAUGGAAAAUUACACGGAGUUUCCCUUGAAUUCCUCAUUGGCUGUUGUAGCCAAUACGUUUUAAUUUAGACAUCAUGCAUGUUGUCAGAUAAUAAAGUUUAGAUUUUUACAUCUACUUUAUGCUUAGUCAACUCAAAUACCAAAAUGUUUUCUUUAACAGGUUCUUUUAUAGUUUGGGCAAAUAUCAAAACAUUUGAUCUGCUUUAAAUUUAAUUUGGGAUUGUCGUAUAUGUAAGACUCAUAAAUACACGACAAUAAAUAAAGUAAAUCUCUUUGAUAUUUGACCAAACUAAAUGGAUUACCUAUUGAAAGUUUUUUUUUUUUAAUCAUUUGUUUUUAUUUAUGAAAUGAAUGUGACUCAAUCGGACGUGAAUCAGGGCUUGAUCAAAUUUUUUAAAUGACCUUUAAAACCUCAAAUAAUUUCCAAUGAAGUUUUGCAAUGUGGACUGGCAGGUUUGUCAACGUGACGGGGUGACGGUCGGUGUUAGUGCUGAAAACGACGACAGGUUUUCUAUCAGGCUUCUCUCACAUACACCUUUCUAUUAAUAUUUUUAUUCUCUGUUCAUUCAUCUCAUCCUGGAAAAUAAAAAAAAACAUCUCAACUCCGGCCUUUUAGAGCGCCGUCGACUGAUGAAGCAUUAACACACGACUCGUUCUGCUUUCUCUGUUCUUCUCCCUGAAGGGCUAAUAGUUAAUUAUAUGUGAUUGUACAGAAUUCAACUGAAAACGCCUUAAAUAUUUUUGUUGUAAUUACUGUUUAACUUGUGAAUAUUUAAAACGGCUUUGUACUUUUUUUUUUUUCCACUAAAGUAUCAUACCAGAUGCAACAAUAGUAAUAAUACAAUCCUACUGGACCUGUUCACUCAUAACGUUUCUUCACUUACACAAAUGUAUAUUGUGUAUAGGUGAGUGAUUCAUUUGGUUGAUUUUUGAUUGAAUAUUACUCAAUUGUUGUAAUCUGACUGACUCAUUAUUCAGGUUCAUUUGGUUCAAAAGGGAUAUUUCUGUAGUGCCGGUAAACUAUAUGAGGGUAAAAGACAAUUCUUGAAUUUUAUUUGAAAAAAUAAAAUCCUCUCAGAUUCUGCUUCUGCAGGAUCAUGGACAUUAUAAAGGAGCAUGUCCUAAAAAGAUGAUGAUUUUGCAUAAAUUACGACGGACUUUGGAACUAUGCAUUGAAAUGUACAACUUUGAUUUCAACACUAUGUUGCACUGUUCAAUAAUACAGUAAAACACCUUUCUACUAACAGGUACUGUGUGAGUGGAAAAGAUUGUAAUAAAGAAAAUAUUUUUCA